Siniperca chuatsi (mandarin fish) is the source of this 9223-nucleotide messenger RNA. RefSeq names its product KIAA0232 ortholog. Bases 2169 to 6176 code for a protein of 1335 amino acids. The transcript is spliced from 8 exons. NCBI's taxonomy places the organism in Eukaryota, Metazoa, Chordata, Actinopteri, Centrarchiformes, Sinipercidae. The record is from RefSeq and is a predicted model, not a curated record.
AGUUUUCUUUUCGCAUUGUAAUGUUUUUGUCCCCGUUUAGUGUUCCAUACUUAGUCAGGUUACUCUUCGCUGUAUGACGAUAUGGCGUACAUUUUUGAAGGGAAAACGUCUUGACAGUCCUUUGGUAGCCUACAGGGGCAGCCGCUCCUCCUCCCCAUCGGUCACAACAACAAGCGUACGUGAAAGCUAACGUUGGCUAACGUUUGUUUCAAUUUAAAUCGGACAUCUCUACAAUAUUGUACAUUAUUGAGUGUUGGCCAUUUUGGGUGCUACGUUUCCUUUGGAAAGUUUAGACUUAGUUAGCCUACGUUCGCUUGUUGCUGUUUGCUAGCUAACUAUUUAACGUUAAUGGAGAACCGUCAGGGCUCUAAUGUCACCGUACACAAGCAGCUUCCAUUCACCUGUCCGACAUGUACCAAGCUAACGUUAGUCUCCGCGGGGACGGGGAGACGUCGUAAUGCAUGUUAGGUACGUUAAAAUAUUAAUAAACUGCCUAAUGACAGGAGACGAGCAGUACUCUGCAGCUAACUUAGCUCAUUAGCUAAAGGUCGGUGGUCCAGCUAACCUUGCCUUACCUUGACUAUAAAGUGACUAGCUAACCGACAUUAAUACCACAAAUCAGUGUAGCGUUAGUUGACACUUCAGCUGUUACCAAAUCACAGAUUCUGUGGUAUAUUAACAUAAAAAUGGCAUUAAUACUUAAUCUCAAAUUUCCUUCCUAGCUGUUAUGUAGUUACAUCACCACACUCGAUAGCCCAACAAUGUAACGUUAAUGUCAGUAAACUACAUAUUUGCACAACGUUAAAGUUAGUUAAGUAAAGUAGUUAGGUUGCUCACUAGUUAACACUGCACAACCGGCAUUACUUUGUUCCUUUACAUUGUGGAGAGUAAUUGCCUCAAGUAAAGGGUUGUAGGUUAAAGUUGGUAUGUGGACAGUGCAGUCAGGAGCUAGCUGCCGGGGCUAGUGUGCAUACAAGAAACAGCUGGGUUGUAGACACUAGUCAGCCAUAUUUAGCUAUUUAGUUAUCGAUGAAGCUAGCUAACCUUUCAGCUGCUGGCACAAUGUUAUUCUACCAAAGGGUGAUGGCUGCUGAAAUGGUAUGGUUGCAUACUGCAUGCUUCUUAUCUUGCCCUUUGACGUCUCUAACGGGUAAGGCAUAAUGUCCCAUUGUUGAGUGACGACCGGGCCAGCCAAUCAAAUCGGUGCAGCCUCCAUUUGCUCUUCAAGUCGGUUCCCUAAUCCACUGCUGCCAUAUGAAACACAUGCACUUGACAGCAAGGGUUUGCCUGCCUGUUGCCCACACAGUUAUACUCAACUGCUGGAGUUUGCUUGUUGUUUUGUCAUGGGCACUAAUCCAAGACAUAUUUGGUUUAAUUACUCACAAUUGAAACUAUGCAGCUGUUGUUUUUUGUGAUUGUAGUGGAGGGAAUAAUAAAGUAAACGUAAUAUUAAGUAAAGUGGUGCUUCCUGUUUUAGGAGUAUUUUAAAGCCUUGCUGUCCUUCAGGUGUUUCAAAAUGACGUGGUCAUGACCACUGCUCCUGUCACUCAGUUCUUGUGUUACAUUGCAUUUACUUACUCAUUACACAUGUUUGAGAUACUUUCACAUUAAUGUGAGAGGUCACUUUGUAGUGAGUGUGCUGUAUUUUGAGGAAAAUGCACAUCACCAUGGUUUAAACCCAAGCCUCUAGUGUGUGUGGUCAGUAAUUCUUGUUACCGUGUUUAUCAUGUUUAAAGAGGGCUUACCACCCUGAUGUGUCAUGAGUAUGGCUGCUGUCUGCAUUGUUUACAGAGCUUGUGCUCUCUCAGGAGCCCGUUAACUUGCAGGUUGUGCCGGUGAAGUAAGACGUAGCCCCAAAAUGGACCCUUCCGACUGAGACGCAAACACAUCCUGUGUUUUGCUCAGCAGCUGAGAUCUAUCAGCAGUACAAGCCAUGCCUGACGAGUAAAAUCCCCCUUUUUGCUCAAAGCAAUAAAAAACAAACAAAAAAAUAACAUCCUACAUGCCUCCCCAUGUAGAGCCUCUUCAGUGCGUACUGCUGGAGUGACUGCCCCCUCUUCCCAAGGUUCUGCCUCGUCCUCUCUCUGUACCCUUCUUCACAGACCACCCUACUGUAACUACCCAUCACAAUGCUGCUCCACCUGAGAAUGGCCAACACCUGAGGUCCCAUGCGUCCAGUGAGCACCGAUUCAGACGGUCCUGCUCCUCCUGAAAACCUCUCUUGCCCCUACUCCCUCUUGGGCCCCCUGCCUGCCUCAGAGAUGUCUUUACUCCAGUCGCUGGGUCCAGUACAAAGCUGGCUUGGCCAGGAGCUUGAGAAGUGCGGGAUUGAUGCCAUGAUUUACACCCGCUACGUCCUCAGCCUUCUCCUGCAUGACAGUUAUGACUAUGACCUGCAGGACCAGGAAAAUGACAUCUUCUUGGGCUGGGAGAAGGGAACUGGGAAGAAAUGGGGCAAGAAUAAGAAAAAAGGAGGGACCGACCUGAGUCUUGAGGAAAUGAAGAAGCAAGCCGCUGUGCAAUGCCUCCGCUCUGCAUCUGAUGAAAACUCUGGAAUUGAGAGCCUGGUUGAAGAGCUUUGCUCUAAACUAAAGGAUAUCCAAAACAAACAGAAAGAGGAAAAACAGAUUCAAAAGAAAUCUGAUGGCUGUCAGUCUCCGGACCGAGCUGAGUCCCCCUCUUCAAAGGACCAGGUGGAAAUGUAUUAUGAAGCCUUUCCUCCUUUGUCAGAGAAACCUGUUUGUCUCCAAGAGAUCAUGACGGUGUGGAACAAGGCUAAGGCCUGCGCAUACUCAAGUUCAUCAUCCUCUGCAGCUCCACAGACCAGCACGGACACCUCUUCCCCAAAAGACUGCAACAGUGAAGGUGAGGCUGCAAAGGAGCGAAACCUCGAGGCAUGUGGUACCAUCACUACUGUGACCAACGAGAGAGGCCAGCAACGACGAAGCAAGAAGGAGAAAGAAAACAGAUACUAUGGUGGUGCAGCAGCAGAGGAGAAGUCUACCGUCCACUGUAAGAGACAGAUGAGACACAGAUCUGAAGGCAAAUACAGACCCAGAUCCUGGUCUUCUGGCUCUAGUGAGGCAGGCUCAAGCUCAAGUGGGAACCAGGGUGACUCUAAGUCAUACAGAAGCAAGGCAGUUAGAAUAAGGCACAAAUCCAGGGAGGCUGCAAAGAAUAAGAGAACACGCAACAGCGGGCAGGUGAAGCUGCAGGUGAAGGUAAUUGACAAAGAGUUGCGAAGAAACACAGGAGGGAGCAGUAGCAGUGCCACUGGAGGUGCUGCCAAACAUCCACAGCUUUACAAAAAGGGGAAGAGACCGCUUAAGGAGAUUCGUAAAGAUCCAGGUUGGAAGGAAGCAAAAGAGUCUGUAGUUGAGGCCAGAAACAAAAAGGAAUACAUGGAGGAGCCACUGUGGUACACUGAGCCCAUAACAGAGUAUUUUGUACCUUUCAGCAGCAGACAAAGCAAGCUGGAAACAAAAUAUCGACGCAAGGUACACUCUCCUGAUGGCUUUGCUUUGUCAACUGACAUGGAAAGGGUGCCGGAGAGAAUCCAGGGAGUCUGCAUUGCCAAUGAGAGCUAUCAGAGAACAUACCUAGCAGCAGGCUCAUUUGUGGAUGGGCACUUUGUGGAAGGGCCUGGCGAAGCAGAAGAUGAAACUGCUGAACUCACUGGGACCUCAAGCUGCCCUCAGCCAGAGGAUAGUAGAGAUUUAGAUGACAAGCAUCUGUCUGAAUUCACUCACUUCUAUGAAGUUGAUAUUUAUCAAUCCAUAUUGGAUACUAGUGCCUCAGACUCAAUACAAGAGAGUCGGAUCUUAAGCAUGAUUCGACAGAAAAGCAAAGAGCAAAGAGACAUUGAGGCAGAAUGUUGUUUAGUGUUAGAUGGCCUUGAGCAGCAAGGGGAAAGUGCAAUACGGAAAGACUCACAGGAAGCUUCGGGAUCUGUUGGAUUCUUAAUGGAGGAUCUUGAAAACAUGGCUCAAGUGUGGGGAUGUUAUUCACCAUCUACUUCAGAAGAUAUAGAUGGAGAAAGCUUCGUGGGAGACUCUCCCAUUCGGCUGUCCCCCCUUCUUGAUAGUGUUUCAUUCACCCUAAGCAAACUAUCUGAAAAUCUGGAGGAGCCGCCUGAAGCCACCAACUCAUCCUGCUUCUCUCUUUUUGAGCUGCAGUAUGAUAGCCCCACUUUUCCUUUUCCCCACGACUCACUCACCGUUGGUCACGAAAACAACACAGAUUCUAGUAGCUGUCUCGACCCACAUUCUAAUAAACAGUCUCGUUUGCUAAUAUGGACCAAAAAUAGUGCCUUUGAUGAAACUGAACACUGUUCUAACCUUUCAACACGAACUUGCAGUCCAUGGUCACAUUCAGAGGAGACUCGUUCAGACAACGAGCAAGGAAAUGUUCCUACAGAGGAUGCUGCUCAAACUGGCAACGAAGAGAUUGAUUGUAUAAUCCCUCCUCUCUCUGGUACAUAUCUGGAGGAUGAAAUCUUGGAUUUUUUGCAAGAAAACUCUUGCUGUAAGUGUGAAGAGGUCAGUGUUAAUACAUCAUCCAAUCAGACCUUCACCAAAAAAUCUAAAUUAGAGUCCAUUUGUGGUAUAGCAUUAGAAGAGGAUGAGAGUAAACAGUACAGCACUGGCAUGUUUUUGGAAAACACAAACCAACACAGUGAUGACUACAGCUCAGGGAUAAUAAAGGACAUUUGGACUGCAAUAGGAGAUGACAAAUCUGUAAUGUCAAGGCAAGGAACAGAAAAACCAAGUGAGGGGCUAUUCUCAGAUGAGUCAAGCAGUUACUGCUGCAGCUGUCUGGAGGUACAAGCAAAAGGAGUUCCAAUUCAGGGACCUCAGAAAAAAGCAGUGCAGCGGUCAGAGUAUCACCUUUGGGAAGGCAAGAAAGAAGAACAGGACUUAGCCAAAAACAAACUAGAUGGUGCUGGGGAUUACAUGACUCCGUCCAAGCCCUGGAACUUGAACUCUGACAAGGAGAGUACAUCAUUCAUCCUAGGAGGGGUGUAUGGAGAGUUGAAGACACUAAGUGGUGAUAAGAAUUGGGCUGUUAUGCCACCAAGUGACACCCAAGAUAGCCUGCUACAGUGUGCCGCUGCAGCUGCAUCUGCUUCUAGCUCAGACAUGCUUACCAUCACUGGCACAGAUGUGUUCAUGAACACGGGCAGCUGCUUUGCCCCUGGGCACAGGCCCCUGUGGAGGCCUCUUGUGUCCUUUGGGCAGAGUGACCAGGCCAUUAGAGGAGGCGGAGAUGGAUUGAAUAAGGGAUUUUCUUUCAUCUUCCAUGAAGAUUUGCUUGGAUCUUACGGUGGCUUGCAUAGUGAGGAGCAAGGUUUAGAAUACCCGUUUGCAUCCUUCAACCUGAACAAUCCCUUCUCUCAAGUUCUCCAUGUUGAGUGUUCUUUUGAGCCUGAGGACAUGGCUUCGUUCAGUCCAGGGUUCAAGCCCAAAUCUAUUCUUUGCUCGGACUCUGAGAAUGAAGCCCUCCACCCACGAAUAUAUGGCAUCAACCGUACGCAGUACAGGGCCAUUCGCAUUUCCCCCAGGACUCAUUUCCGACCAAUAUCGGCCUCAGAGUUGUCUCCUGGUGGAGUGAGUGAUUCAGAGGCUGAGACUGACAAAGAGGAGGUGAGUUUUCCCGUCCUGGCGCCAGUGGACGUCUUUGAUGAUCCUCAGGCAGACCUCAAACCUCUGGAGGAGGAUGCAGAAUGUGAGGGCCCUUAUUAUGGGAAGUCAGAACUGGAAUCUGGUAAAUUCUUACCCAGAUUAAAGAAGUCUGGCAUGGAGAAGAGUGCCCAGACCUCUCUGGAUUCACAGGAGGGCUCCAGUACCCUCCUGCCAAUCGCUGAGCAAGAGAUUUGCUUAGACUGCAAAACUGCAGCAGCUGCAUCAACUGCAGGUGGAGAGAAGGACGUCUUAGUCGGCAAGAUUCAAAAGGAGCAAUCUUUAGGAGAAAAACAAUCCUGCUUAAGUGCAACAGCAGGUCAGAUCCCCAAGUAUGGGAUUUCUUUUGACUUUGUUGGAGAUGUGCCAGAGUUCCCUCUGUUAAAUGUAAGUGGACAGGGAGGAACUGGCAACCAGCAAGAUGAGUGCUGGUGGCAGAACACACUCUGUUCCCCCCUUUUCCCUGGAUCUCAGUGUACAGGGAGCAGCAACGUUUGAAUACUCCGGUUUUGCAGAGGACACCUGUCGGAGAGAGGAAACCUUCCUCACCUUUUUGUGACUGGACCUCGACCAGCAAAGAUUCAGGGUCAUCUCAGAGCUAGGAAAUGUAGGCUAAUUUUCUGAGACACCGCUCCAUAACCCCCACACAUAACCCUGCUGGUUUUCAUUUACUAACUUAAAACCUUAUGUAAUCAACAAUCAGAUCAAUGAAAAGUGAGUGAACAUAGGAAAACUCAAAAAAUAUGUUGUCUUUGAGUGAUGCCAUGAUGCAUUUUAGGUAUUUUAGAAUUUGUUUCAUUUGAUUCUUCUGUACACUGGUCCUCAUUCAAGUCUCAUCGUUAGGUUGUAGGGACAAUCUUUUGUUCUAUCCUUGUCAGUUUUGUUAAUUUUGCUUUUGAACUAGGAUACUGGUAGUUGGUGGUGUCUGAAUGGUUGUGCAUGUGUGUCUAGCGUCCAGCCAGUCUUGCUCCUCUUUUUCUAGUUGAACCUAAUGUUGUGUGAAACAACUGCUAUCGCAUCCUGUACCUUCCAUCUUGUGUUCAGAAAGAUAAUACAAGGAUGUUGAGAUUUUUGAGUUGUGUAAGAAUUUGAGUUUAAUUUAGAUAGUUUGGACGACUUUCUGAAUGUGAAGUAGAACACGUGUGCAGCUUUUUUCUAAAUAUCCCUAAAUUCCCCAAAUUCCUCAUGUGUGAAAAGAUAUAAAUGAGUCUGAUUUUUUUGAAUGGUGAUAGUCUUGCAAAAGCUAGUAGUAGACAGUAUGGUUUGUGAGGCUAAAAUAAAUUUAAAAAAUUCCUCUAAAAAUAGAAAACAGGAAUUUAAAAGUUUUGUUUGAAAAAAAAAAAAUCUACUUGAAAUGCAAUGCUAUAAAAUAAUUGAGGUGGGGGGGUUUGGGGUAAAGACCCAUCAUGGAAAGACAUUAACUACAGUCAUUUUUGCAGACACCUGUGUUGCAACUGAAUGAUACUUGGUUUUAUUAUUAUUUUUUUUUUUUGUAAUUUCUAUGGUACAGACUAUUGGUGCUAUAAAUAUGUUCAAAAAUCUUUUGAAGUUGCAGUUCCUCUGAUAAGUAGAUGGCAUAGCCUAGUUUUGUUUGUAUUCCAGACAGUUAGACUAUAUUAAUAUCUUUUUGCGAAAAUUGUGAAAAGAAGAAAAAGGUUUUGCCUGAUUGUGGUUCUUGCUUAAUAUGGUUUAGUUUUUAUUUUAAGGUAACCUUUUAGUUGUCAGGCCUGUAACAUCUGAAGCAGAAAUACUUGCAGGUAUUUGAAUCUCACGUGUCUACACAUCUUUUCAGUUCAUUGUCCCCAGGCAGAUAGGAUAACAUCAACAUUGACUGAUGGUUAAUUUUCCAUGCUGCAACUAAACAAAUAUAUAACAAAACAAGUGGCGGGGUGAUGGUCAAACCAAAAACAUGGCAUAAUUACACUAAGGUACAAAUUUUUUUUUUUUUUUUUUUUUUUUUCAUGUGGUUUAAAUGUAUCUUGUUGAAAUAUUGAGUAAUGUCUCACUGUGCGUGUGGGUGUGUGUGUGUUGGUAAUAGAACUUGUGAAGGCACUGGUUCAGAAUGAGUGUAGUAGAACUUUUAUCUCAGAGAAAUGUGAAUGUAUGCAAUGACAUACAUUCACAAAAAUGCAAAUGCGUUAAUGCCCCCCAAAUUUGAAACACAACUUUGAAGAAAUUAGCUAUAAAACCAUUGAGGUGUGGUUGGACUGGCCCAUCUUGUGACUGUGCUUUGAAAAUUAAAUUGAGUUGAAGCAUCUGCAGAUGAAUGCAUUGUGCAUUUCUUAAUACUUGCCGUUUUUUUUUUUUUAUUAUUUAUUUUUUAAAAUCUAAUUUAGGGUUAUGAGGAAAGUAGCAGGGUGAUGUGAUGUCACAUCAUACCAUGAAACUGAAGCACAGAUAACUAAAAUCAUCCCUCCAUUAAUGGGCAGUUAAAAAUAUCAGCAGUGUGAGCAGACUCGCUGUAAUGCACUGUCGCAGGUGAAGGUGUCUCUAUUGCGGGCAUGGCUUUGGAAAUGGCUUCCUCAUUUAAAAAUGCAAAGAUUAUAUGUAAAGGCCCAAGGUUUGUUCAAUCCAAUGCCACUUCAAUUGAAAAGGAUCCCCCGAGUAGCUGAAUGAAAGGUACUGCAACUUCAGGGUGUUGUCACCUUUUUUUGACAUCAGACACUCAGGAAUUUUUUAAUAUAAGCAUACUGCAUAAUCUACACUCAGACCUGUGACAGUGCAUUGAUGCAUUAAUGUAAAACCUUUCUUUGAUUGUAGGCAAGAAAUUAUUGACAGGAGUUCUGUCCAAGCAAACCACAGAGGCGACUCAUUAAUUUAGAGCUAUAGUUUUAGGGAAGAAAAAUAAUUAAGCCAUUGUAGAUUGCGUAAGCAAUGCGGAGGGGAAUUCAAGAGCCCUGAGUCCUAUGCAACACCUUUGGCACAUGUAAACAUUUAAGAAUAUAUGGAGAAAAGUCAUUCAAUUAAUUUUGCAUGUUGAUUACUUUUGAGUGAGGGACACCUGAGAAAAAAAACAAACAUGGAAUGUCUCUAAAAAUGCAGCAUGUUAACAUCACACUCCAUCUUUUUAUGUCAGAUUAAACAAAAUAUUUUGGUUUAAUAAAAACAAAUGCAGUUAAAUCAGUUAUUGAAACUAUCUUAUGACUGUGCAUGCGUGUAAAUGUGUGUAAGAAGCAAAGUCACAAAAAGCACUUACAUGGGAGUUGAAAGGAAUGCAUCACACCUUUCUCCAUUUAAUUCUUCCAUUUUGAUAGGCUGUGUUUAUAAAAAAAAAAGCGAAGAAAAUGCAUUCAGUAAGGGUAUAUGCAUUUGGAAGACACCGAAAGGGUUGAUGAGUUUCGAUUGCACUGUGGUCUGAAGAACAUAUCCAGCACUGAAAACUUAAGUUUUCCUCGUCUUUUCAUUCCCACCUAGAUCCCCCCCAAUGUUCCGAAAUCCCUUCUGUCCCAAGUAGCUCUGUUCUAAUUUCAUGUACACCCUGAGUAAAUUAUUUUGUUUCAUUGUGGAUUUUCUUAACAUCUAAUAAAGGAAUAAACCAAACCUCA